This is a messenger RNA of Papaver somniferum (opium poppy), 1621 nucleotides long. RefSeq names its product serine-threonine kinase receptor-associated protein-like. The transcript has 7 exons. The coding region runs from base 385 to 1437 and encodes 350 amino acids. Gene Ontology annotation, biological process: spliceosomal snRNP assembly. Gene Ontology annotation, cellular component: SMN complex. Gene Ontology annotation, molecular function: protein binding; RNA binding. The record is from RefSeq and is a predicted model, not a curated record. NCBI's taxonomy places the organism in Eukaryota, Viridiplantae, Streptophyta, Magnoliopsida, Ranunculales, Papaveraceae.
CUAUCACAGUUUUUUCUUGCGCCUUGCCUCUCUAUCUGUCUAAAAAUUUCAGAUUUAGAUUUUUUUUUUCUUUUUUGUUUUUAAUUUCUUCGAAUAAUUACCUUGAAGAAGAAGAUUAUUUUGUAUCUCAAAGAUCAGAUCUUUACUUUUUAGUAAGAGAAAGAGAGGUUAAGGGGGUGAGAAUUUAGUGAUUCUGAAAAAAAUAAAAUUAGGGUUUCUUUUUCCACCUGUGUGUUAUAAUACCGCCAAGUUUUGUAUACAAAAAUUCUACUUGAUUUUUGUGUUUGUGAUUAAAAAGGGUUUCUUUGUUUGGGUUUUUGGAUUACUGGGUCUGCAAAAUUAGUUUGUUCUAGUGAAAAAAGAUUAGUGUUUAGUUGUGUUCUAAUGGAGAAGAAGAAGGUGUCUGUUCCUCUAGUUUGUCAUGGACAUUCGCGUCCAGUUGUUGAUUUGUCUUAUAGUCCUGUUACUCCGGAUGGUUAUUUUCUCAUCAGUGCAAGCAAGGAUUCUACCCCCAUGCUAAGAAAUGGAGAAACCGGUGAUUGGAUUGGUACAUUUGAAGGGCACAAGGGUGCAGUUUGGAGUUGCUGCUUGGACAAGCCUGCUUUACGUGCUGCAUCCGGUUCAGCUGAUUUUACAGCAAAAAUAUGGGAUGCUCUGACUGGUGAUGUACUGCACUCUUUUGAUCACAAACACAUAGUUCGGGCAUGUGCCUUUUCAGAGGAUACACAUCUUCUAUUUACUGGAGGUUUUGAGAAGAUCCUUCGGAUAUUUGAUUUGAAUCGUCCUGAUGCAUCACCAAGAGAAGUUGAUAAAUCUCCUGGGUCAAUUAGAACAGUAGCAUGGCUUCAUAGCGAUCAGACAAUAUUAAGUUCAUGCUCUGAUAUUGGAGGCGUGAGGUUAUGGGAUGUAAGGAGUGGGAAGAUCGUGCACACAAUAGAAACUAGUUCACCUGUGACAAGUACUGAAGUGAGUCAGGAUGGUCGUUAUAUCACCACUGCAGAUGGUUCCACUGUUAAAUUUUGGGAUGCAAAUCAUUUUGGAUUAGUGAAGAGCUAUGACAUGUCGUGCACUGUGGAAUCUGCUUCACUGGAACCAAAGCAUGGCAACAAGUUCGUUGCUGCUGGAGAAGACAUGUGGAUUCGACUGUUUGAUUUCCAUACAGGCCAGGAGAUUGCUUGCAACAAGGGUCAUCAUGGUCCUGUGCAUUGUGUGCGGUUUGCCCCUGGAGGUGAAUCAUAUGCCUCCGGAUCUGAAGAUGGGACAAUCAGAAUAUGGCAUACCGGCUCUUCGACCCGUGAAGAGAAUGAUUCCGCUCUUGCAAAUGGUUUGGGUGGGAAAGACAAGUCAGUUGACGAGGUCACAGAUAAGAUGGAACAUGUUGAAAUCGCCAAAGAUGAAAAAACAGAAGAGAAAAUAGAGGCAACUACUAAUGCUUGACAUUUUGUUUUGCACAUGAAACUGUAUUUUGGUCUUUGAUGAUUUUACUGGCUUUUUUGUUUGCACAAGAAAGGUUGAUAUUUUUAUUAAAAAGAGAUAACAGAGUACAUAGAUGAGUUAUAUGAUCAUAUUAAGACAGUCCCCAAUAUGAGAAUUUCAACUUAGCUACAAGCCAGAAUAACUC